AUGAUGGACUCCCAAAUGUCCUCUGACCAGACAACUCUCUCUGAGAAGUUGCAGCUCUUACAGGAGCUCAGCUAUUCGGAUCUUGACAUGCCCUACAAAGGUUCUGGGGUUCAUAGCAAUAGGGAAAUCCGCGAGUCGAGGACAACUUCCGAUAUUCACAUCCUCGAUGUUAUCGCCAUAUGUCUGACCACGGGAGAACCUGGAGAUGUGGUUGCGGUGGCUUUUGACAGAGAGCAACGUCUCAGCCUGGUGCUUGCGAAGAAUGGUUCUCCGACCCUCGAGGACGAGCUCGCCACACAAAACCUCAUUAGUGCCAUUACCGAUCCUGAAGUCGCGUAUGCGAUGGACAUCUUUCACACCUUGCUCUCGCGUUGCCGGGUGAACAUGGAGAAGCGGAUGAGUAACCUACACCAAUCCAUUUCCCUCUUCGUCGUCGAUCUCGAUUCUGCUUUGCAGGAGUACGUACCGAAGUCUAUCGAAGACGAGUUUCCCGACUCGACCCGGUUUCGGCGCGAGAACUACGGAGACAUCGCGCCACCCUUUCGUACAAUGCUCCAGGAUCUUGUCCGUAUGAUCGGCGACUCAUCCGCUGUCCCGUUGGUCCCGGACGACGUUGAGUUAUCGCGGAGUCGAUUCGGCGACCUCUAUGUGGUAGCCAUUGCUCUCCUGCGUUCUCGAUUCCUGGGUCAUCUUUGUGCAGAUAAAAAUCUUUUGAAUGCGGCUCAAAGAGGGAGGGGGGAGAAGUUGAAGAGGCGUUUGGCCAAGGUCUGCCAAUAUUACGGUGGCGUCACAAAACUUAUCCGCAAUGCGAAGCGAUACUUUCCUGAUGGACAUAUUCCUUAUCGCUGGAUCAAUAACCGCUUCAUUGGCUCGGGAGAGGGUCAAUUCGAGCUUUGCAAUGACUAUCUGGACGCGGUGCAGCGUGCUUUUGGAUACCCCUUGUCUCCGCAGACGGUGAAUGCACUGGAGCAAAGGUUCCCUGAUAUGCUUAGUAAUUGGGCACGGCGACGCACUGUUAACACAUGCGUUCACGCGGAACUUCGCAUCAUUCUUCACCUUAGCUCGGCAUCUUCUCAUCCUCGAAGAACCGUUGGACCACCGGAGCAGGAAGCUAUUGGGUGCAGCAAACGGAGCUGCUUUUGCUGUGCUUUGUGGAUUGAUGCGUACAAUGACGAGUUCAAGACGGAAUGGUUGACCAGUGGAUCUCAUGGCAAGCCAUAUGCAACGUGGGCGCUUCCGGGCCCUUCAUACGCGCAUGCUCGUAUACGAAGCGGGAAGAAUGUGGUUGAUGCUGCCGUCCUUGAUGGCGUUUCAGUCCGCUUGACAGAUACUCUGGCAUGGCUCUUCCCAGGUCAGAAGAGGGUGUCCGAUGAACACGUUUCCACUGGGGAGAGUUCAGACUCGGAGGGAUCCGUGGAGGCAGUCAUAGAUGAAAUCUACAGCUAUAAAGAGUUCAGACUCAGAGGGAUCCGUGGAGGCAGUCGUAGAUAA
Molecule: messenger RNA, 1491 nt
Organism: Sparassis crispa
Lineage: Eukaryota; Fungi; Basidiomycota; Agaricomycetes; Polyporales; Sparassidaceae
Exons: 1
Coding region: 1-1491 (496 amino acids)
Source: RefSeq, a predicted model, not a curated record